Messenger RNA from Erythranthe guttata (spotted monkey flower), 3479 nucleotides. RefSeq names its product flocculation protein (DUF1296). NCBI's taxonomy places the organism in Eukaryota, Viridiplantae, Streptophyta, Magnoliopsida, Lamiales, Phrymaceae. The record is from RefSeq and is a predicted model, not a curated record.
CCCUUUCCCCAAGUCCUCACUCCUCUUUCCCCAAAUACAAAAUCACACACACAAACACACAGACAAACUCUCUCUCUCUCUUCCCCCUCCCUCUCUCUCUCUAGAACGGGCAGAGGUUCUUCUAUACAACAAUACUGAUAAUUGCAUUAUCAAUCCAUUACUAUUCCUGUUUAAUUAAUCAUAUAUAUUACUAUAUAUAUACAUAUACAUAAGUAUAUAUUAUAUAUAUAGAUAUAUAUAUACAUACACAUAUAUAGGGGUUAUUGGUUGUCGGGGGGAUUGCCGAAGAAGAAGAUGAGCAGUGGUGGGGUUAAGGGAGGUGGAAGUAGGGCUUCGGCUCCGAUUCCGAGCGGCGUUAGGAAGACGAUCGAGAAUAUAAAGGAGAUUACUGGUCAGAAUCACUCUGAAGAUGAGAUUUAUGCAAUGCUAAAGGAGUGUUCCAUGGAUCCCAACGAAACUACUCAGAAGCUUCUACUUCUAGAUACAUUCCAUGAAGUCAAAAGAAAACGAGAUAGGAAGAAAGAGAAUCUGAACAAGGAGCCUGCAGAAAUAAAGUGGAAGCCAGGUACCCAGGUCAGGGCAAAUAGAGUGGGCCGUGGGAACUAUCCAUCUAGACACAUAUCUCAUGAUGCUGGUGGUGGAAGAAAUUUGGCUGCUCAGAAGGAAAAUGUUACUAACCUUACAGAGAAAGGUCCUAGCAAGGCUCCAUCAGCCACCUCACAAGAUAUGAGAAAGAAUGACACACCUUCUGUUUCAAGCCCAACUACUGCUGUAUCUAAUGGUCCAUCUGGUAUCAUCCCCAAGAUUACCAGUGUGAUACAUGACAACCAUGUAUCUGCAGGUGGAGGUGUUGAUGAAUCCAAUACAACGGCUAGCUUGAGUAAGUCGGAGGGACCUUUUCUGCUUUCAUCACCUGUUGACUCCAUUAAAAAUCCCAAUGGUCAAGGGACUAAGUAUAACCAGUUGAGCAACAAUGCAGCACCCAUUCCUUCGGCACCUCCAAUGGGAUCUAUUUUCUCUUCUUCAGAUCCUGUACUGUUGCCUUCUCAAGAUAUACCACCCCCUAGUAUUCGACGUGAAGUGGGAAGCCAGCGAGUCCCUACUGAACUGACUGAUGGUAAUCCUAAUGAGAACAAAGCAGCUUCUGCCAGAAUAUCCUCUUCUGAUGUCGCAGUGGCCACUUUGCAACAAAAGGUGCCAAAAGAUUCACAAGUAGUUGGAAAGAAUCAGCAUUUAGAUAUGCAAGCUGCAUCUUCUGCUCUUGGUACUUCUACUGUUAGUAGGCCUUCAUCUAAUUACAACAAUCGGUCUCAAGUAACUGGCUCACAGAAAGUGGGUCCUGGAAAAGAAUGGAAACCGAAGUCUUCAAACUCCAAUAUCAGUCAGGAUGCCCCUGCAGCUUCUUCAUCGGAGGUUCCUACAGUAUCUGUUGGUGCUCAUCCGGCAUUGCAGACAACAACUGCUGUCCUCACAUCAAAAGAAUCCACUAUAGAGCUGCAGAGGAAGUUAGAGGAGUUGCACAUGUCAAAUAGCCAACAUGUGAUCAUUCCAAGUCACCUUCAUGUUCCUGAAGUUGAGAAACUUGGAUUUUGUUUUGGAAGUUUUGAUGCUAGCUUUGAAUUGGACAUGAACCAAAAUGGAGUUCCAGGGAGUGACAGGAUUCCACUACAGCUUGAAUCCCCUGAGGCUAUUGAUGAACCUGUGGAGGAGCUACAGUUGAGCAACCAAAACGCGUUGGUGGCUGCAGAUGAUACUGAAAUCAAAUAUCCCGACCACCCUCAACAACCUUCAGAAGGACUGGAAAAAAUUUCACCUAGCGAGGUUGAAGUCUCAUCCUCUAUCUCCCCUGAUUAUAGUGAGCCCAGGCCAGAUGUUGCUCCAGCAAGCCAUCAACACCCUGUUCUCCAUACUUCAAACUACAGUUAUGGAUUCAUGCCACCAAUAUUGGGUGGCCAGCUAACACCUUCGGAAAGUUCGGAAUCUCAAGCACGUGAUGCUCAUCGACUUCCAGGCUUUGUUAUGCCACAAUCUUUUGAUCCAGCAAGCUAUUAUGCACAAUUUUAUCGUGCUGGUUUGGAUAGUGAUGGUCGUAUUUCCCCUUUCCACUCUGCUGGAGCAGCAAACAAGUAUAAUGGAAAUGCUGGUCUGGUUUCUGCACAGAGUUCUCAUUCUCCUCAAGAGUUGCAGGGUGGUGUCCCUCUGGUUUUGUCCACAGCAUCUCCAACUGCACUGGUGACCCAAGCCGCCGGAGUGAUGCAGAGCUCGAUAAAUGCAGCACAGCAGCAACCUCUUCCCGUUUUCCGUCAACCAGCUGGCGUUCAUCUAUCCCACUACCCUCCAAACUAUAUUCCAUACGGUCCCUAUUUCUCCCCUUUCUAUGUCCCACCACCACCGAUUCAUCAGUUCUUAAGCAAUGGUGCAUUUCCUCAGCAGCAACCUCAGCCUGGCAAUUUGUAUCCAGCUACAGCUGGAACAAAUGCCAAAUAUUCGGUUUCUCAGUAUAAGCAGGGACCAAAUACAGGAACCUCAGCCCACAUGGGAAUGCCUGGAAGCUAUGGUCCGUAUGGUCUUUCAAUGGCUAAUUACGCUUCCAGUUCUGCCCCUGCACCUGUUACUUCAACAUCUAAUGAGGAUCUUGCUGCCUCUCAAGUAAAGGAAAAUAAUAUCUACGUCAGCGGCCAACAGAAUGAAGGCUCUGGUGUAUGGUUCACAGGUCCCGGUCGGGAUAUUUCUACCUUGCAGCCCAAUUCAUUCUACAACCUCCCUCAGGGUCAACUGGCUUUCGCCCCAACACAGGGGGGCCAUGGACCCUUCACUGGGAUUUUCCACCCCGCACAGGCGGUCACUAACGUACACCAGCUCUUGCAGCAAUCUCAGGCCAUUACAAACCCUGUUGAUAUGGUUGUUCCUUCAGCCAGUGUUUACCAGCAGCAGCAGCAGCAGCAGCAGCCACCACAGCAUGCACAGCUUAACUGGCCGAGUAACUACUGAUAUCUUUUCUACCUUUAGUGCAGUGACGAAUUCAAAUCACGACCCUUUUACCUACUCGAUGGGACUUUUUCGAACAUGUUCGGAUUUAAUGGAGAAAGAGAUCGGAAGAAACAGGAACCGGGGUGUAAAUUAAUGGAAGGGGGCCAACCGAAAUUUGGCUGAUAUCUUUUUUGUGGUAUUCAUGUGACUUAUAAUAACAAUCUUUUUUUUUUAAAAGUUAAAUCGAGUCGAGAAAAAACAAAAAAAAAAAAACAUUUCUUGCUUCUCGUUAGAUGGUUUUUGCAAUUCCCCCUUUGAUAUACUUUCGGGGAAGCCCUUCUUCGAUAAUAGGUUCUUCUAGCUUUCAUUUGUUAGUCUGGUAGAGGUUUUGAUUCUUUCUGUUUUGGCAUAUUUUCUAUAGGCAGGUUAUGAUGUGAGAGGUUGUUAGGGUAUAAUUAAUUUUAUGUUCGAUUCGUUUCUGUUCUGCAUCUGGGCUCGCUUCGUUUCUU